This is a messenger RNA of Gadus chalcogrammus (walleye pollock), 1281 nucleotides long. Its product is annotated as odorant receptor 131-2-like. The record is from RefSeq and is a predicted model, not a curated record. Gene Ontology annotation, biological process: G protein-coupled receptor signaling pathway. Gene Ontology annotation, molecular function: G protein-coupled receptor activity. Lineage: Eukaryota; Metazoa; Chordata; Actinopteri; Gadiformes; Gadidae. The transcript has 2 exons. Gene Ontology annotation, cellular component: membrane. Bases 1 to 1113 code for a protein of 370 amino acids.
AUGACUCUUAGCAGGAAUCCAGUGGAUUGCCUGCUCCGGGUAGGAAAUGAGUCCUGUGCCCAAGUGAAGGAGUUCAAAUAUCUCGUCUUGUUCACGAGUGAGGCUGUGAUGCAGAGUGCAGGACAUUUGAGGGUCAAUGUUAGUGGUACCGUGGAGUAUCAAACUUCACAGCAGAUGAUUGUGUUCUGCACUUUGUCUGUUGGGAUAUGCUGUACUUUUCUCUACAUAAACUGUGUUCUGUUGUACAUCUUGAGGAGCAAGCCAGUUUUUUGUGAGACUUCCCGUCACAUUCUGUUGUUUAACCUUCUCUUCACAGAUACUGCCUAUCUUGUGAAUAGUUUGUCGCUCUACUUACUUGCUGCUUUCAGGUUGAGGCUGAAAUUUGAUGUUUGUGGUUUGCUCAUAAGCUUUGGUGUUUUCGUAGACAUUGUCUCACCUCUUACUCUGUCAGUGAUGUCCCUUGAGCGAUAUGUGGCUGUGUGCUUUCCUAUGAGACAUGCAAGCCUUGUCACCGUCAGAAACACAGGAGCAGCCAUCGCUGCUGUGUGGACCAUAUCUGGUGGCAAUGUUCUAAUGCAAGGGCUAAUACUAGUUGGUUGGAAAGAUUAUUUUGAUUUAAAUGUGGAAAUGAAAGACUUCUGCUCGAAAGAGGCACUGUUUGUGGCACCGAUGUCCAGUGCAAUGGAUAAAGCAUUUUGUGCUGUUGUGUUUGCAUUCGGGGGAAUAGUAGCUAUUCUUUCCUAUGUUGGUGUGACGUUGGUAGCCAGGUCAGCCUCGACAGACAAAGCCUCUGCUGGCAAGGCUGGAAAAACUGUUUUACUUCAUAUGAUUCAGUUGGUGCUGAUCCUCAUCGCUACCAUCUACUCUAGUAUUCUCCAAAGCCUUGCUAGAAUAGUGGACAGAACCACUUUGAUUCGUCUCUACAACAGUUUUUUUGUGGUUUUGAAUCUAUUAUCCAGGUGUUUCUCUGCUCUUAUCUAUGGGCUCAGAGACCAAACCAUCAGACCUCUCCUCUUGAAAGGGCUCUGUGGUCAUCAUGAAUGCUUGGCCCCCACAAAUCUGUUGAUGUCAAAACAACCAUGUAAUCUCAAUCACCUUGUCUUCACUUCUUAACCCGUUUUCUUAUGUAACCAAAUAGUUAGAUGUAGUCAGGUUCAUUCUAAUUUUCAUUAGAUCAGCUGAUGAUGGCCAGAUCAUGUUACCAAGUCCAAAAUCAAAUACUUUAAAGAGAACCGCUAUUUAUCGUGAAAUCAAUCAUCAUUGGAAUAAUUACCCACUGAA